This is a messenger RNA of Penicillium angulare, 492 nucleotides long. RefSeq lists its product as uncharacterized. The record is from RefSeq and is a predicted model, not a curated record. The transcript has a single exon. NCBI's taxonomy places the organism in Eukaryota, Fungi, Ascomycota, Eurotiomycetes, Eurotiales, Aspergillaceae. Bases 1 to 492 code for a protein of 163 amino acids.
AUGUUUUCUCCACGCUCUCUCGUUUUCGGCGCCCUCGGCCUCAUGCUUACUGGAACUAGCUCUGCAAUGCAAGCUUCCAACAGCCUUCUGUUAAAUAGUGUUGCCGAGUCACUCGCCCUGCCCAUAUACACCUGGUCGGCGAAUGGAACCCACCACGCAAAGGGAUAUACAACCAAAGACGCCAAUGAGACCGAUGUGAAGGGAAUGCACGAGGAUUGUGAAAACAUCAAUCUGAACCGCAAACUGGCGACCGACUUCCGCAGCGAUGUUCUUGGGCCCGGUGCCAUUGGUUUCUUCUACAAGUGUGAGCGUAUCAGCCACGAUACCAACCUGUACUGGUUCACUAUCAGCUCUGGGGAGCAGUCGCAGAUUGACCAGCUCUGCGAUCCUAACCAGAAAUACCCAAUUGUUUACGAUUCUCAACACAAGACCUGGUUUAUUGAUGAGCCAUUUGAGUGCACCCAGCGAACUGCUCCCUCGGUCUCGGCUUAG